Molecule: messenger RNA, 1239 nt
Organism: Monomorium pharaonis (pharaoh ant)
Lineage: Eukaryota; Metazoa; Arthropoda; Insecta; Hymenoptera; Formicidae
Product: ran-specific GTPase-activating protein
Exons: 4
Coding region: 144-920 (258 amino acids)
Biological process (GO): nucleocytoplasmic transport
Cellular component (GO): cytoplasm; nuclear pore
Molecular function (GO): GTPase activator activity
Source: RefSeq, a predicted model, not a curated record
UCGAUAGUCGAUACAUAAGUCGCUUGUUGACAAUCCACCAAUGAAGAUAGUUGCCGAAAACGGUACAAAAUACGCGAUUGUCAACGAUUCCAGCAAUAUCGCAGCUUUCUUCUGCAGCUUUCUAGCCAAUAUUGAUAGAGAGGAUGCCAGAGAACGUAAUAAACGGUGAUCAUAUUGAUGUGAAAAGUGCCAACUGUGAACCACCUCAAGAUAAUGAUGAGGAGAAUACCGAAAAUGAUGUCCACUUUGAACCGAUAAUUUCAUUGCCUUUGAUAGAAGUAUCCAAUAAUGAAGAAGAUGAGACAGAGAUGUUAAAACUACGGGCAAAGUUGUAUCGUUAUGAUACGUCGAACAAUCCUGCAGAAUGGAAGGAACGUGGCACGGGAGAAGUCAAACUGCUGAGACACAAAACAAAAAAUACAGUUAGAGUAGUCAUGCGUAGAGACAAAACCCUCAAGAUCUGUGCGAAUCAUUUCAUCACUCCAUGGAUGGAAUUAAAACCAAACUGUGGCAGUGAUAGAGCAUGGGUUUGGAGCGUACUUGCCGAUUAUGCUGAUGAACAACUCAAGCCAGAAUUACUUGCGAUACGUUUUGCAAAUGCUGAAAACGCGUCAAAGUGGAAGGAAGCGUUUGAAAAGGCUAAGAAGAUUGUAGGAUCUGAAUGUGAAAUUUAUGCUGGUAAAGAUAAUUUGGAACAAAAGCGCAUUGACAGUGAUAGUGAUUCCAGCAGCGAUGUAAGUUAUAGUGAAAGUACUGAUAAUGAAGAUCAAACAAAGUUUAAACGGACUGAAGGCUCUGACGCGAUUUCUCAGCAGAAGAAUAUUCAGGAACAGACGGAAGAAAAAGUGAUAACAAAUGAAGAAAAAAUAGUCGAUGAAAUUGCAAAAUUAAAAGUGAAGAACGAAGUUGAGAAGCAAUAAAGUGUGUAUGUGUUGUGUGUGUGUAAAUUUAUAUUAUCAAAAGGCACAUUCUGACAUUUAUGCGGGCAGACAUACAUUACAUGCCAUUGUUUCACUACUGAAUUGAACAUAUAUAAGUGCAUUUUUAGCAAUAAUGUUGUGGAAAAGUGUAUUAAAUUUCCAAGCGAUAAAACUAUAUAAACAUUAUGUGAUUUUUUUUACUGGGAUUAAAUUCACAUGAAAUUGCAUUUGUACUAAAAGAAAUGUAUGUGAGGGAAUGUGUGUGUUGACUCUUUCUGUCGAGAAAUGAAAAAUACAACGACAAUUGUACGAACGAAAA